Messenger RNA from Lathyrus oleraceus (garden pea), 1209 nucleotides. RefSeq lists its product as uncharacterized. The transcript is spliced from 2 exons. Lineage: Eukaryota; Viridiplantae; Streptophyta; Magnoliopsida; Fabales; Fabaceae. Bases 1 to 1209 code for a protein of 402 amino acids. The record is from RefSeq and is a predicted model, not a curated record.
AUGUCUCAGAGAGACAAAGAGACAUUUGAAGAAUAUGUGCAUAGAUGGAGAGAGCUAGCCGCUCAGAUCAGUCCUCCAUUGGAAGAAAAAGAAAUAACUAAGAUCUUUCUUAAGACUUUGAGUUCAUUUUACUAUGAGUGUAUGAUUGCUAGUGCUCCAAAUGAUUUCAUCGAGACAGUGAACAUGGGGAUGCGUCUAGAGGAAGGUGUCCGUGAGGGCAGAUUCUCUAUAGAAGAAGCGUCAGCUAAUAAUAAGUAUAGGAGUGGAGAAACUAAUUCAGUGAUUAUGGAGAGGCAAAGGAAUCCUUAUGUUAAGAAGAGUUCCAGAUCUUAUCAACAACAUCAUCAAGUGUCUUUUGUCAUUCCAUUAUUUGCCAAUAAUUUUUCUGUUCAAUCACCAAGAAGUCAUCCACCUAUGCCUGAACCUCUAUCGUGGUGGUAUAAGCCUGAUCAACAUUAUGCCUAUCAUCAUGGGGCACUAGGCCAUGAUAUUGAGAACUGUUUUCCGUUGAAAUACGAGGUUCAACGAGUGGUAAGAAGUGAGAUAAUGUCCUUUGAGGACCGUGUGCUGAAUGUUAAAGCCAAUCCGUUACCCGUUCAUGGUAACUCCUCUGUAAAUAUGGUGGACGGUUGUCCCGGUGAGUACAAAAUUUAUGAUGUUCAACGUAUCAGAAGAUCCUUGGUAGAGCUUCAUAAGACUUUGUGUCAGAUUAGUGAAUGCAAGCAUGAUCAUGACGGUUGUAUCAUUUGUAGUGUCAAUCCACGUGGGUGCAUGAUUGUGAAGAGGGAUAUUCAAAGGUUAAUGGAUGAAGGUAUGAUUCACAUCAACCAAGCUAGAAAUCCGGAUGAUGAUAUGAAUGUGAUUAUUCCAGUUUUCAAAACUCCUGAACGAGUGGUGAUUCAGUAUGAUAGCAGUAAGAGAAGCAAUAAAUCGGUAUCGUUGGUAGUGAUAUGGUUGGUGGGCCCAGUCCCGUACAUAUAUGAUAAAGUUAUGCCUUAUAAGUACGAUGCUACUAUGAUCAAAGAUGGGAAAGAGGUUCCUCUUCCAACGACUACUUCAAUAGUAAGCAUCAUUGACGUUGUCAAGGUGACCCAAAGCGAUCGAGUGUUCAGUAUGGUAUUUCGGAAGGCUGUCGAGAAUGUUGUAGUUGGAAAGAAGGCCGAGGUGGUUGUUCCUUUGUUGGAUCCUAUUAACACUCCAAUCUGUUAG